GAAGGCUGAAGACUAUCUUCACCUCACCAUUACUGCUUUUUUUUUGGAGCAUUUUGCACGUCGGCGCAUUCAGUAGGACGGGUUGCGCGUUGACUAUUGUUCACCAUCACCACCCUCAAGCUGACCCCCAGGCUGGACCUUCAUAUACGAUGCUGCCCCAAUAACACCACCCAAAACCCGCAGUCACCUCGACCCCUCUUCCUCAAAUCCUUCUCUCGCGCACAAGUCGCAAGUAGGCUGCAGCAAACGGCGUCAUGGCUGAUCGUUCACGCCGAUCACCAGGCAAUCCCUUGCCCUCCACGUCCCAGCGCCGCGGCGGCCACCUUGAGAACUUGCUUGCGCAAUUCGGUUCGCAAAACUCUGCUGGUUCCGCUACCAAAUCGCGAAGGGCCUCUUCUCAGACAGCGCUCAAGCCAGAGGCGGCGGUUGCUCCCCGUGACGUAGAUAGCAAACGGUCACUGCGACAGCAGCAAGCACCAAACUACGUCCCUCCAAGCCCCUCUACCACCGACUCUCCUGAGCCUCUUGGGAAGAAAGUCAAAAGAAACAUUCCCACUCGCGACGCUGCACCGAGGAGCACCGGCCCCUCCAAUACAGAAAGUGGUUCUGCCGACUGGGAGACAAGUGAAGACGAGCUUGCUCUGCCGGUCCACACUCGAGGACACAAGAAAGAUUUGAGGAGCAACGACAAGUACAGCGAUCUCAAGAUGGAGACAAGGAAGAACACCAGGGCCCUCGAUAGCCCCAGGCAGCGCACUGGACGACACACCGUUGUACUCGAAUCCGACACUGUCGAGGUACAGCAGCGAGUCACGCCUCCAAGACGCAAGACCGCCCAGCCACCGAAGCUCGACACCGCACGAGCUCGUCUCCGGGACGAUAUUGCCCACAAGACGAAGGCCAAAGCGAACAACUUCCUCGUUACGAACAAAGAGUACUUUCUCCCGUUGCUCCCACCCAGCAACUACGUCACCAAGCUGGUCGCAAAUCACAAGGCCAAGCCCAUUGUCGAGUACGAAGAGCUCGAGGAGCAACCGAAGGGCGUCACCGCAACGAUGAAGCCGUAUCAGCUUUCAGGAUUGUCCUACAUGGUUUACCUGUACAACAAUGGUUUUUCGGGCAUCCUGGGUGAUGAGAUGGGUCUUGGGAAGACGCUGCAGACGUUGUCGCUAUUCCAGUAUCUCGAGGAGCUCGAUCGUAAGAACGGCACAACAUCAGAAGAACUACGUCCGUACCUGGUUGUUUGUCCGCUCAGUGUGCUGAACUCGUGGGUCACCGAGGCUCAGAAGUGGGUUCCGGAGCUCAAAGUUCUCCGCAUUCACGGCACGAAGAAUGAGCGCAACCGUCUCAAGAGGGUUGCUCUUGGCAUGGAAGACCUGCAAGGCAACGAAACCGAACAGCUCAAGGGCCGAAAAGCUUCGCGCAAGGCGGGUCUCAAAGUUUCUACGUACGAAGAUACAGGGUCGUCCUACAAGAUCAUCGUCACAACGUACGACACUUUUCAGGCUGACGCCGAUUGGUUCAAGCGAUCAUUCCUCUGGCGAUAUGUUGUGCUUGACGAAGGCCACAAGAUCAAGAGCAAUGCGACCAACAUCUCCACAGCGCUUCGGAACAUCAGCUCGGAGUACCGCAUGAUUCUCACCGGCACCCCACUGCAAAACAACCUUGUGGAGAUGUGGGCUCUAUUGGCUUGGUUGUAUCCUGAAGUCUUCACAGAGAAUACUCAGGAUCUUUUCAAGGAGUCUUUCGACUUGGCUCGCGGCAAGGUCAACAAGAAGACGAUGGAUGAUGCUCGUCAUCUACUCGAACUCGUCAUGUUGCGUCGCAUGAAAGACAGCCCCAGCGUCAACCUCGGUCUACCGCCGAAAGAAGAGGUGCUCCUCUACGUCCCGUUGACGCCGAUGCAGCGAUUUUGGUACACCCGGCUGUUGACACGUGUCGACAAAGGCAUGCUGACUGACUUGUUCGCGAAUGGAAAAGAGAAGGAGCAGGCGGCUAUCGAUCAGGACAAGCAAGAUGCUGCAUUGCUGGAGAAGAUGAAGCAACUUGAGACAAGGCCCGACACCAUCGGCGACCAGGGCGAGUGGGAAGAGACAGCGCAGAUCAUGCGUCAAGCUCUUGAGAAAGAGCAGGAGAAUAGUGCCGUCACCAACAAGUCUGCGUGGCAAAAGCUCAUGAACCUGGUCAUGCAAUUGCGCAAAUGUUGCUCUCACCCUUACCUUCUGCCUGACGUGGCUCCCGAUCCUUACUAUCUCGGUGAGCAUGUUAUCCGCGCGUCCGGCAAGUUCAUUCUACUCGAAAAACUGCUCAAACACACCAUUUUCGAGCAAGGCAAGAAGGUACUCAUCUUUUCGGGCUUCACACAUACACUGGAUUGUUGUGAAGAUCUCUUGUCACUCAUCAGCAAUUAUGGCCAGAAGUUCAGGCACCUUCGUCUGGAUGGCGGUACUGGACGCGCUCGCCGUAAUCUUGACAUUCGCCUUUUUAACCAGCCCGGAUCGGAUUACAAGGUCAUGUUACUGUCGACGAGAGCAGGUGGUUUAGGUAUCAACCUUACCAGUGCCCAGGAUGUGAUCUUCCUUGACGAAGACUGGAACCCACAGAUCACCCUGCAGGCUGAGGCGCGAGCUCACCGAAUCGGACAGACGAAGCCUGUUACGAUCUACAAGCUUUGCACGCAAGGUACUGUCGAGGAGCAAAUGAUGGGACGCAUUCGCAAGAAGCUCUACCUCUCGGCGAAGAUCACAGAGUCUAUGCGCAAUAUUCACGAUGAUCAAACGCCAACUAAAAGCAAGGCAUCUGUCACAGACGACGUACCACAUAUGGACUCUACGCAGUUAAAGACGCUCAUUCGUCGAGGAACGCAGACCCUCUCACAUCCUGAGAUUGACGUCACCGAAAUGCUCUCGUGGGACCUUCCGACCAUGAUGGCCAAGUGCCGAGAUAAGCCUGCCGAUGACUCCAACGCUCCAGACGCACAACACUCUGAAGUGGACGAAGAGAAGUGGCUCUCCGUCAUGGAGCGUGUGGAGUGUGCCGUGUUUGACGGGAAGCGCUUCCAGCGUCAGAAGGACGACAAAGGCAAUACAGCCGCUGCGAACAUCCUUCCUGAUGCCAUCACUCGCGAAGACCGACGCCGCGGUAAAAACACAACUGUCAUGGUCGACGGCUUCGCCAUCAGUAAAGAGUCUAUGAACUGUGGCGACUGGGAAGCCGUGCCCACCUUUGCCGGCAAAGAUCCGCGACUCGCUGAUCCGGUGAAGGAGAAGAAACGUGCAAUCUUACAUGAAGAGCACUGCCUUGCAUGCUUCGAAGGUGGAGAGACGGGACACCUGGUCGAGUGCAAGUCCUGCCCUCGCGCAUACCACUACGACUGCCUCACUCCUGAAUACCAGUCGAAAGUCAAAGGCUUCAGCGGCUUUUACUGUUCUCAACACAACUGCAUCGACUGCGGGAAGAACACGACAGACGCCGGUGGCCUCAUCUUCAGGUGCAGAUGGUGUCCACAAGGUUUUUGCGAAGAUUGCUUGGACUGGGACAAGGCUGCGUUGGUUGGUGAAAACCUUCCAGAGUUCGAGCUCAUGGGUGAACCCUCCCCGAGUGGCGGUUUCUACAUCAAGUGCCCUGACUGCGUUGAUGCCUGCGAGAAGAGCAAAAAACAGAAGAUCUGGAUUCAGAACACUGAGGCAGACUACAAGGACCAGCACGAUGCAUGGCUGAAGGAGCGCAAGGAGGCUGAGCAGCAGCUCGAGCAGAGUGUAGCUGUCGUUCUCAACGAAGCAAACGCACCUCCCGCUGCUGUCAUGAACGACGUCAACACGUUGCAGAACGGUCAGCUUCCCGUUCUUGAGCCACCAGAGCAGCGUGAGGAGCACGUCAUCCUCCUCGACAACGAGAUUGACUUCCCUUCUCCACCUGCGCUCACCGAUACUUCGCUUGCCACCCCUGCGUUAGGCAGCUCUCGAGUCAGCACGCCCAAGCUCGUGGAACCACAACAGCAGAAGAAGAUUCCCGCGAAGGCAAAGAGGUAUGCGUCUGGUGAUGGCUUCAACGAGACACGGUACGAGAAGAAGGCAAGGAUCGAUGCACAGGCUUGGAGCAUUAACGAUGAUCCACUACUGAGUGGUUUGAGUGGUAGCCCUUAA
This is a messenger RNA of Macroventuria anomochaeta, 4145 nucleotides long. RefSeq names its product ISWI chromatin-remodeling complex ATPase ISW2. The coding region runs from base 255 to 4145 and encodes 1296 amino acids. The record is from RefSeq and is a predicted model, not a curated record. Gene Ontology annotation, cellular component: nucleus. Lineage: Eukaryota; Fungi; Ascomycota; Dothideomycetes; Pleosporales; Didymellaceae. Gene Ontology annotation, molecular function: ATP-dependent chromatin remodeler activity; ATP binding; DNA binding. The transcript has a single exon. Gene Ontology annotation, biological process: positive regulation of transcription by RNA polymerase II.